GCCCCGACUGUAUUGGUCGAUUGGAACGGAUACGGAAGGCAUGGGCGUGAAGACCGACAGCAGUUCCUGCCCGUGUUGGUCAGCGCUCGCUGCCGGUGUCGCCGCGGAGGUGGUCCGUGCGAGACAGAGGCAUGCUCAUGUGCGGCUGUGUUUGGUUUUGGGCAACGUUGGGUUGGUUGCUGUGCAUCGUACCUCAGGGUGUUUCCCGUACCCUUGGCGGGAGUCCAUCGCAUCGGUACGAUCAAAACCUAGAGUUCCGGCGCGUAGAGGAAGAAGCAAGGCAUGACACACUCCGUAGCCAUUGAGGCUCAAACCUCUUAUCGUGGGAGCGUAAGACCCGGGUUUGCCAGGACUCGGGUUCGCCAUCGUUUUUUGACGACCGCGAUUCGGAUUUUGACGAGUAAGGAGUUUCGUGGGAUGUCUGCAGCGGGAGGCCUCGUCAAAAUGCAGGCUCGGCCUCGUCAUUUGUUUGACGACCUCGUCGGGGAUGUCCGAGUCCCCUGUACCCGGGUCUUACGCCCCCCUGAUCUUGGCGCAAGCAUGACAUUGUAAGUUGCUCGAGUGUGUGCGAGGGAUGCUGGACAAGCCGUAUCGUACACGGGGGGAUGUUCGUUGUGCUGGCAUACCUUUUCUUUGCCAGCGCAACAGGCGCCGCCUUCAGUGAGAAGGAAGCUACGUUCUACAUGCAUUUGAAUGCAAUUUCUAUGUGUUCGCCGGAUCAUAUUGCAUCGUGGGAUUGUGGCAUCGAUUGCGACGCAUCAUCAGCGAAUAUAGUUAAUGGCAGUCUCCGCAUUCUGGGUCCAAGUACUAUCUACCAUGCGCGAGGGUUUGUUAUACAGCGUCAACGUGCCGAGCCCCAGAGCGCAAAGGAGUGCAUUGCAAUAUUCGCUGGGACUUCGUUUUACGAUAUCCAAAACAUCCGAGCUGACGUGGAGGCGUGGCUCACGCCAUGGCCUUCGUGGCAAAUCCAUACAAGAAACGGCACUCAUAAAAGUUGGUGCCCAUCAUGCAAAGUUCACCAUGGAUUCGCGUCUGCGUACGGCGAGCUACGAGAGUCUCUGUUCCAUCAUCUACAGGACUUGCAAUGCGGUGCAGUUGCCUUCACGGGACACUCCUUCGGGGCAGCGCUCGCAACGCUGGCAUCUUUCGAAUUCCGUGGCUGCUGCAGUUUUAUGCGGGUGUCUGGUGUAUGGACUUUUGCUUCGCCACACGUUGGCAACUCAGCGUUCGUAUCGGCUUACAGCAAGUUAUCUAUAGAAGAGUUCCCGCCCAUGUGGCGCGUUGUGCGCCAGUAUGACUUGAUUCCGCAGUUGCCGCCGUCGUGGCUCGGCUUCGAACACGCCCCAGUACAGGUGUGUUAUUCGACGCCUGCAGCCAAUGUUUCAGAUGUUUACAUUUGCACCGAUCCACAAGCUUGCGCCGCAUAUUCUCAUUGCAGAUACGCAUACGGCUCUAUGGAGUAUCACCAUGGUUACUUUGGAGUUCCUCGCACAGACGAGGAUCAGGCGCCAGAGUCGUGCAUUCCCUUCGAGGAGCUGCAACGCAAACGAGGCAGGUGGUUCCAAUUUCUCCUCAUUGUAGUCGUGCUAUUCAUGUGUAUUGUUGUCUGCUUGAGUGUUCUAUGUGUCUGGUGUUGUCGAGAUCCUGAUGCGUCUGGAUGUCAGGAUGAAGGCCACGAAUGGUGUGACAGCAGUGUAACAUCUUCAGAUGGCACUGAUACAUCUGAGAUGCUGACGCUGAUGCGAGAAGACAGCGGCUUAGAUGCAGACGACGUCGGGGAAAAUUCAUGCUCAAAUCCUUCGAACCUACAGUGCAUCUGCUGAAGCGAGGCGUCUAGGACAGCUGGGCAUACAGAGCACCUGGAGUGGCUCGGGGAAUGGGCUCGAACCCCCCCAACAAAAAACAAAUAGGGCUGACCUCGGGAAAGGGUUGGGCAUAUUCGGGCUCAGAGGUUUGCAUAGCCACCGUCUGCCGGGGUCUCCGAAGGCGGGCUCCCAGGCGGUGGCGACGGACACCUCUCCGCCGCGCACACCGAGGCCGGCGUGAGCUCCUGUCCUCUCGGAGCAGGGCUCGCUGUCGGUGCUGUUGAUUUGUGUUUCGCUGCGGAGCUGGAGAGUCCAGUCGAGGCGUUGACCUAAGGAACCCCACAUAGGGAACGAGAAGGGUUCCUUCUUCAGCGCCCCGACUGUACUGCACGCGGGCGCAAGCGGUUCGUCGACCACCGUCAGUCGACCCUCCAUCUCCUUCUGCGACGCAGCCAUGCUGUCGUGCUAUGCACUGCUGGAGGGUGGAGUUCUGAAUCUUUUAAGGCCUAUCUGAAUAGUCUGCACGCGGGCACGCGCGAGUUGGCGGCCGCCAUUCGUUGCCUCUUGUCAUGCCGUGGCUCGGAGGUCGGGGUUACCCAUUCGUCCUUGCUUGUGAUUAGGAAAAACAUGUCGUGGAUUUGAGGCAGAAGGUCGUCUCCACAUCAGCGGCCUGCUGCUUUAGGACAACUCUUGCUCUGGAGUUCGGUGCCACUUACUUCC
Messenger RNA from Prorocentrum cordatum, 2525 nucleotides. The record is from the annotation of a GenBank genome assembly. NCBI's taxonomy places the organism in Eukaryota, Dinophyceae, Prorocentrales, Prorocentraceae.